CCGAGACCCGGCCAGAUGGGGCCUGUCCUGGGGGACCCCAGUGGGGGUUGGGUGGGAGCCCCGAGACCCCAGUCCUGGCCAGGGCUGGGGGUGGCCGGAGCCGCCUCCCCGGCUGAGCCGCGCCUUGUCCGGACGCAGCCGCACCCGGCCAGCCUGAGCCCCUUCCUCCUCACCUGCACCACCUACUUCCUCCUCUGGAUCCCUGAGGACCCGCCGUCCUGGCUGGGCGCCCUGGUCAAGUGCCUGCCGGUGCUGAGCCUGGCGGGGCUCCUGCGGGCACACCCGGGCCCCAGCGGGAGCUACAGCCUUCGCCUGCAGGCGGCCCUGCUCUUCUCGGCCCUCGGGGACGCCUUCCUCAUCUGGCCCGACCUCUUCCUCCACGGUGUCCUCGCCUGUGCCACGGCCCACCUGUUCUACAUCUGGGCCUUCGGGCUCAGCCCCCUGCGGCCCAGCCUCCUGCUGCCCGUGGUCCUGGCCUCGCUCCCGUUCUCCGGCCUCCUGCUGCUGCACCUCUCCUCCAGCCUGGUCCUGCCCCUGGCGGCCUACGCCCUGGCCCUGUCCACCAUGCUGUGGCGCGGCCUGUGCCCCGGCCUCCUGCUGCCCGUCUUCCUGGGCUCGCUCCCGUUCUCCUUCCUCCUGCUGCAGCACCUCCCGCCCGACCUGGUCCUGCCCCUGUCGGCCUACGCCCUGGCCCUGGCCGCCAUGCUCUGGCGCGGCCUGGCCCGGGGCGGCAGCGCCCGCUGGGGCGCCCUGCUCUUCGCCGCCUCCGACUGCCUGCUGUCCUGGCACACCUUCGUCCGGCCGCUGGCCCACGGCCGCCUGCUGAUCAUGGCCACCUACUACGCCGCCCAGCUGCUCAUCGCCCUGCCCGCCUUCCAGAACCCCAAGCUCAAGACAGACUGACCAGGGGCCCUGACGGGCCGGCGUCCGCCCUCUCCCCUCCUGCAGGGCCCCGGGCCUUCCCGGGAGCCGCCCUUGGGGGCCGAGCCAGGCUCCCGUCUGCAGGCCUCCGUCCAUCCGCCUGUGGGAACCGGUGCAGGAUUCCGGAGGCACCGCCCGGUUCCGAGCACUUUCCUGGGUUCUGGUUGCGGGUUCCAGGCCCCUGAGCCGGGCCCGGGCGGGGCCUCCCCAGCCCUGCCCGUUCUGUGAGCUCCGGGCCCCCCGAGUCUGUGGGAAGCAGGGAGACUCGACAGUCUGUGAGGACGAAAUUCCCGCUGAGGGGAGUU
This is a messenger RNA of Pipistrellus kuhlii (Kuhl's pipistrelle), 1226 nucleotides long. Its product is annotated as lysoplasmalogenase-like. Bases 16 to 903 code for a protein of 295 amino acids. Gene Ontology annotation, cellular component: membrane. The transcript has 2 exons. NCBI's taxonomy places the organism in Eukaryota, Metazoa, Chordata, Mammalia, Chiroptera, Vespertilionidae. The record is from RefSeq and is a predicted model, not a curated record.